AUGUCGACUGGGGAAGCCGCGGGGACAGCCGAGCUCCUGGAACCGGGCGGCAGGACCAAGUCGAGCAGCCCCCGCCAAAUCCCGGUGGUCAGCGUGGUGACGGAGGAUGAGUCGGAGCAAGGUGUUUUAAAGCCUAUGGACCUUAAUCGUGUCAUCAAACUCCUGGAAGAGACUGAUGAAGUGAACAAGAAUGAUUUGGAAGAUAAACAGCUUAAGUGUGUCAAGAAAUUGGUCCAGUGCUACCAGAAUGGACUUCCACUAAGGGAUUUGGCACAGAUGUUUAAAAUUCUAAAUCUGUGUUCAGGAAAAAUUGAAAACCAGCCUCUUUUUGUGGACUGUGCAUGCGAUGUCCUGAAAUUGUGUGGCUUGCCGUUUUUGAAAAAGAAAGCAUCAGAUGAAAUCACAUAUGCCGAAGACACUGCUAAUUCCAUUGCACUUCUGGGUGACUUAAUGAAAAUACCAAGCUCUGAAUUAAGAAUACAAAUUUGUAAAUGUAUAGUUGAUUUUUAUCAUGCAGAGCCAAAGAAGCAUAUUACAGGUUACCAGCAGGUGAGUUCAUCCUAUAAGAUUCACAUGGCUGAAGUUGGGGGACUGGCGAAAACGGUAGUCCAGUCAAUGGCCUUCCUUGAAAACCAACUUGUUGAGAAACUCUGGGUCCUUAAAGCUCUGCAGCAUCUCUCGACCUCUGAAGUUAAUUGUACUUUUAUGACGAAAGCACAAGCAGCCAGUACAAUCUGCUCUCACCUCAAUGACCCAGACCCCUCUGGACAACUUCUGUUUCGCUCAUCAGAAAUACUGUGGAACUUAUUGGAAAAGUCUUCAAAAGAAGAAAUUAUCCAGCAGCUGAGUAAUUUGGAAUGUCUGCUGACUUUGAAGGAAGUAUUUAAAAAUCUAUUUAUGAGAGGUUUUAGUCAUUAUGAUCGUCAACUGAGAAAUGAUAUAUUGGUGAUCACUACAAUUAUAGCUCAAAACCCGGGAGCACCAAUGGUUGAAAGUGGCUUUUCCCAAGAUUUAAUAUUAUUUGCAACCUUUAGUGAAGUUAAAAGUCAAAAUCCUUUGGUAAAAGGACUUAAGCUUACUAAUUCCUAUGAAGAUUUUGAGUUGAAAAAAUUGCUUUUCAACAUAAUUGUGAUCUUAUGUAAAGACUUGGCUACUACACAGCUAUUAGUUCAUGGCAAAAUUAUUUUGGCUUUAUUCACCUACGUUAAAAAACCAGAGAAACACAAAAUUGUUGAGUGGUCUGCAGCACAGCAUGAAGAAUUACAGCUACAUGCAAUUGCCACGUUGUCGUCAGUGGCCCCUUUAUUGGUGGAAGAGUAUAUGCUGUGCCAGGGAAAUGCCCGGGUGCUUGCCUUUCUAGAAUGGUGUGAGAGUGAAGAUCCCUUCAUGAGUCAGGGGAACAGUUUUCAUGGCACAGGGGGCCGUGGAAACAAGUUCGCCCAGAUGCGUUACACGUUACGACUGCUCAGAGCCAUGGUCUACCUGGAAGAGGAAGCCAUCAACAAGGAUCUUUGUGAGAAGGGUCUAAUUCAGCAACUGAUAGGAAUCUUUAAAAAUACAAUAAGCAAGCAUAGUGAAAAGGAAGAGGCCAUUGUUCUGGAGAUUCAGUCUGAUAUCUUACUCAUCUUAUCUGGCCUUUGCGAACAUCACGUUAACAGAAAGGAAACUUUUGGAACUGACGGAGUAAAUAUAAUUCUCCAUGUAAUGAGAACAGACCCCAAGAAGUUACAGAGUGGAUUAGGCUAUAAUGUACUUCUUUUUAGUACAUUGGACAGCAUUUGGUGCUGCAUUUUGGGAUGUUACCCCUCUGAAGAUUACUUUCUUGAAAAAGAAGGUAUUUUUCUCCUUUUGGAUUUAUUGGCAUUGAACCACAAAAAAUUCUGUAAUCUAAUACUUGGGAUAAUGGUUGAAUUCUGUGACAAUCCCAAAACUACGGCUCAUGUCAAUGCUUGGCGAGGAAAGAAGGAGCAGACAGCUGCAAGUCUUUUAAUCAAAUUGUGGAGAAGAGAAGAAAAAGAACUUGGUGUAAAACGUGAUAAAAACGGGAAGAUAAUCGAUACAAAGAAACCCCUACUUACUAGCUUUCAAGAAGAGCAGAAAGUCAUGCCACUGCCUGCCAACUGCCCUACAGUUGCAGUCAUGGAUGUUGCUGAGAAUAUCCGAGCAAAGAUUUAUGCUGUGUUGGGCAAACUGGAUUUUGAAAAGUUGCCUGGCCUGUCCGCUGAGGAUUUUGUCACUCUUUGUAUCAUACAUCGGUAUCUUGACCUUAAAAUUGGAGAAAUAUGGAAUGAAAUAUAUGAGGAAAUAAAAUUAGAAAAAUUAAGACCAGUCAGUGCAGAUGCAAAAAUUCUGGAAGCUAUUACAACAGCAUCGGAGAACAUUGGAAAGAUGGUUGUUUCCUUGCAGAGCGAGAUGAUCGAGAGCCAAGCACGCCAAGAUGUACAAAACGAGCAAAAAGUUUAUUCAAAAAUACAAGCCACACACAAGCAAAGGGAAUUGGCUAAUAAAUCUUGGGAAAAUUUCUUGGCCAGAACAUCAAAUGCUAAAACAUUAAAGAAAGCAAAAAGGCUUCAGGAAAAGGCUGUAGAAUCCUCUAGAUACAAUGAACGACCACAAAACGCAAUCUUUCAUCGGACAGAUAUCAAAGGCCUUAACACAACGGUGGCCUCUGGCCCGGUAGUAACAGUGGAAAGCACGCCUGCCCGGAUAAUAGGAGGCCCUCUGGCUGACACAGACCUUGCUCUGAAGAAGCUGCCUGUCCGAGGAGGAGCCCUGCAGAGGGUGAAAGCAGCCAAAACUGCCGAGGAGCUGAAGAAGAGUAAUCCGAAAUAAACGCCCUCGAGGCAGUGUCUAGUUAAAUAUACCUUUAUCUGAAAAUGUAAAGCAAAUAUUUUAGUAAAUUAUUGUGUCUAAAAAAGUAA
Messenger RNA from Echinops telfairi (small Madagascar hedgehog), 2921 nucleotides. RefSeq names its product cilia and flagella associated protein 69 (gene CFAP69). The transcript has 23 exons. Lineage: Eukaryota; Metazoa; Chordata; Mammalia; Afrosoricida; Tenrecidae. The coding region runs from base 1 to 2832 and encodes 943 amino acids. The record is from RefSeq and is a predicted model, not a curated record. Gene Ontology annotation, cellular component: sperm midpiece; non-motile cilium. Gene Ontology annotation, biological process: olfactory behavior; response to odorant; positive regulation of flagellated sperm motility.